Molecule: messenger RNA, 144 nt
Organism: Funneliformis mosseae
Lineage: Eukaryota; Fungi; Glomeromycota; Glomeromycetes; Glomerales; Glomeraceae
Source: the annotation of a GenBank genome assembly
AUGGGAAGUUAUGAAAAAUCCUCAAUUCCUACAUAUAUAGAAAGAAUGACAGAUAUUGAAGAUAAUGAAAAUAGUGAAAAUGUUAGUAAUACAGCUCUUGAAAUAGCACGUAUACUAUCAGAUUCACAAGAUAAAAAUGAUUAA